Messenger RNA from Ylistrum balloti, 426 nucleotides. RefSeq lists its product as uncharacterized. NCBI's taxonomy places the organism in Eukaryota, Metazoa, Mollusca, Bivalvia, Pectinida, Pectinidae. Gene Ontology annotation, biological process: DNA integration. Gene Ontology annotation, molecular function: nucleic acid binding. The record is from RefSeq and is a predicted model, not a curated record. The coding region runs from base 1 to 426 and encodes 141 amino acids. The transcript has a single exon.
AUGGACUUCGCGGAGAAGGACAAAAAGUAUUUCUUGGUUGUUAUAGAUAGCCAUUCGAAGUGGUUGGAAGUGUUUUACAUGACGUUCACAACCUCAAAUAGGACAAUUGAGGUCUUGCGGUGGUUAUUCGCGUCGUAUGGUCUACCCGAUGUGAUUGUAUCAGAUAAUGGACCCCAGUGCAUUUCUAGUGAAUUUGAACAGUUCAUAAUUAAGAACGUAGUGAAACAUACUCUUGUACCUCCGUACCACCCCGCAUCGAAUUGUGCAGCGGAGCAGUCUGUGCAAAUCCUUAAGCGGGCACUCCUGAAACAGGUUUCAAACGGUGAUGGACAGUAUUCCAUGCAGCAUCGCCUUAGUAACUUUUUGUUGAAGUACCGGUCAACACCUCACUCAGUAACAGGUGUGUCUCCCGCGGAAUUGUUUUGA